UUUUAUUAUUCGUACGCGACCCACCACGUCAGGAAGGGUCACCUGUUGUUGAGAAAUGUUCGCCCGUACAAAACUGCUAGACCGCAUACUAGUAAUGUAUGUAGUAAUGUACUAGCACUAAAAAAUUCUAUUUGAGUCUAGUUGGUGCUAGGGGAUGGGUCAAUGAAAGUGGAGAUCCAUUAUGCGAACCAAAUCUUGCCCCUUUCACCCAGAACCUUUUGCAGGUCACUCAGUGAUAAGUGCUAUGUGCGAAAUAUACAGCCUGCUUUAAAACAUGGUCAUUGUCCCUUCCAUAAACGGAUAACACAAAAGCCUUUUAUAGAUGAGCUGAGAUUAUGGGCGAUUAGAAAAACUCUACCUAUCGGUGAAGUAGACACCUGGCGGUAACUCGGAAUAACCGACUACUCAUUUAACAUAUGAAUCAAUGUGUAUAAAUAACUUGGCAUUCCUAACGUAGUCUUUACAACACACAUAGACCCAUUCUAAAGACAUUUUGCACUGACACCCAACCCAAUUUCGAAGAAUUUCUACGCUACGUUCUCUUUGCCGCAGUGGAUUUUUAACGGCCGCCCUUGGAGCUGAGGCAGUAGCCUUCAUCACUGGAGCUUUUUCCUUGGCCACAGGUCCCUUUCCUGCCAUGGCUUCUUAUAGCACUACCCUAUUUUUCAGCUUGCUUCCAACCACUUAUGCGUUCAGCAGCGGCAGAAGCACUAGCUGUAGCUGGAACUUCAUGCACGACAGCAUUUUCUGCAUUACUUUUGAAAAAAGCCCGCCUUCAAACAGUCCCGGGCACGGAAGCCAUCCUCGCCAGGCAACGCCGGUGGACAAAUAAUUGUUAUGAGAAUAGUUAUUGUCCUAGUUGGGCAGACUUAACUGCCUCUCAGGCAACACGUCCUCGUUACUGUCGGCCUUUUCCUCCGAAAAACUGCGAGAUUAGGUGAACUUCCAUCAAGUGUUAAAACGUCAAAAGCGAGAGCUUCCUCGUUUAACUUUCCAUCGUGAUUUUUUCGAGAACACGGGCCAUUCUGCAUGCGUAAAUCGAUACACAAACCCUCGCUAGCGUCAGACAUAUUUGAAGCGACGGCGCUGUAUGGCAGAAUGUCAAAUGCAGACGCAUUCCGCAUCGUUAAUGUUUGUUUGUAUUGAGGUUGCUAUUAAAUCAGGUGGAGUGCGCGUCUCAAGGGUACAGAGACCGUGCAAUUUAAAGUAACGUGAAAAGUAGACUGGGUUUUAACGUGACUUCAUACCGUACUAAAAGCUGAAGCGUUUGUGAACUUCUGUUAAUAAGUAGCUCAACAAACUUCACAAGGGCCUCUGAAAGAGGCAUUUAGGAUUUUCAGUACGCUGACAGGCUUACAAAUGAAUCUAAUAGAUGCUUAUGUUGAACAGAAGCUGAAAACGCGAGCCGCUAAUGGCAGUAGCGUAUAAAGAGAAUUUCGCAUUGCGUAGAAAUACUCUCAUAUCCCCCAAAAUACAAUUGCGCUAACGAUGACUUGUUCAUUAGUAGUAGACGUUAGCCAAAACGUUACAUUCGUGAACGUGAAUGUUCAAAAUUUCAAAAGAGAAUCUUCGCCGUAAAAACGCGUACGAAGAGACACACUUGUAUUUGAUGACCUUUACAUGACAUUUGUAUAGAACGCCAUUCCGCAUCUCGGUACCACGCCGGUUAGCUAGGCACCGCCCCAAAAUGUACGCAGGAAAAUGAAAUUUCAGUGACGAAAACAACCACAAGGCCCGUUAGCAUCCAGAGACAGAGCUAAAAACAACACUCUUUUUACCAAAUGCUGUUUGGACGAUUGUCGUCUGAGUUUAACAUCAUCGAUACGAGUUACAAGGCCCAUGGAAGUUGCGCACCCAUAGAUUUACGAGGGAGAGAUGAUGGAUCGUCCAUGGGCGAGGGUCGAGCACGAAAUUAAGCCGAGAGUUCCAAUUCUACUGGCUGACGGCUGAAGACGGCCAGCCUUCGCGAGCCAAACUUGAACAGUUAAAACUACGCAAACUCGAGAAGGAUUGUAGGGAAGCCGUAUCUGUCGUUGCGGCUACAAGUUGAGAUUUUAGUGAACUUUCGCUAUAAAACCGGUACUUCAGAGGUUUGAACUAGUGGAAAUGGUUAUUUUCAUUGUUUAAAUCUUGUAAGUGAUCGCGAGUGGUAUUGAGGAGGUUGGCAGGCUCGACGCAGAUCAUUCGUGGAAUUACUUUGGCAGAUAGAGCUAAUUAAAGCGUGCCGGAGAGGGUGUUCUCUGAAGAAGGGCAAGUAUCUUCACGAAAAAAGGCCCAUGCACAGCAUGGGAUGCGGAAACUCCAAAUCCGUCACUCCGGUUGAGACCACGACAGCUAACUCUACCGUGCCGCAGACAUCCCCGGUUGCAUUUGAAAUCGGUUUGGAAGAUGUUAGCACGCCUGGAGAAUCGGACGGCAAAGACCUUAAAAAACCACCGCGUCGUCUCGAGCGGCUUGUUAACGAAUCAGGACCCAUAAUCACGUCAGAGGAUGUUGAAGAAAAAUUACGCAGAGCAGAAGAACGUAGACAAGAGAUAAUCGAAGAACGGGUAAAAAAUUCCCGUCUGCUCGCCGAAAAGAUGAAAGCGCGAGUGACCACGACCACCGAUGAAACAGAUCCGUUUCCGGACCGAAGCUGAAAUUUCUAAUACUAAUAAUUUAUAGUAUCAGUCACUAUUCUAUUCGUUGCUAUAGUAAAACAAUCAAACUCAAUGGAUAACCAAUUACUAUA
Molecule: messenger RNA, 2731 nt
Organism: Varroa destructor (honeybee mite)
Lineage: Eukaryota; Metazoa; Arthropoda; Arachnida; Mesostigmata; Varroidae
Source: RefSeq, a predicted model, not a curated record